AUGACGAAUAGGCAACCGCUUCCAGAUUGGUUAAAGCUAGUAACACUCACCUAUCAAAAUUCAGAUCAAGUCACCACCGGCUUAGUGCAAUUACCGAUCACUUAUUCUGGGGCACCUAUUCCACUUGCUUGGCCAUAUACUUCAAUCGAUCAAAUUCAAACACAAACUCAAACAUUGGCUUCAGAUGCACCAUUACCGACUCAAGUGGUGCAUUUUUAUGAUGGUAGUGGUCCUUUCACUGUGAUCAGUGGUACUAUCAUCACCGAUGUGAAUUCAAUGCCAAAACCAACCGGAGUUCCUAAUCCGAAUCCUAUCAAUUCUAAUCAAAAUACUCAAUUAUCAACUAUGACUGAUAUCAAUAUACCAACAAACUCACAAUCAAUAUAUCCUGUAAUUAUAUCAACUAUCACUGUUACCGCACCUUCACCACCUACGCCAAAUUCGACAAAUCCACUUAUAGCUGAAAACGAUCACCGUCAAUCCACUCCAGCUACUGCACUUAUCGCUGGAUUCAUCAAUCUACUCAUUCUGUUGGUCUUCAUCGUCCUUGCUCUCUUGAUUUUCCUAUUACGCCGUCAAGGACGUCGUAGAAGACAAUACGAUCAUGGAUCACCUCAUCAUUCAACAGAACCAGUUCAAUAUGAAUUCAAUUCAGCACUUUUACCACAACAUCAUCAUGGUAGUCAAACACAACAUCAUCCACUGGAUCGUUUACGUGAUCAAAAUGAAUGGAUUAUUUCAGAUGAACAUAAACCAGAACAAGACGAAAAGUCACAAGAAAAACCAACGCCUAAACCAGUUCAACAGAUGCUUAGAGGAUAUGAAAGUCGAGAAAGAAAAUUAACUGCAUGGAAGAGGUUUCAAGUGGCACUCAGACAUGAAUUUAAUGCGGUGCUACAAUCUUUUUCGAUUGAAUCAAAUGAACGUCAAAAUAGUCCUAGAGGACCUACUCAUUAUAGAAAUCCAGAUGAAAAUCAAUAUCAUAAUCCAUAUCAUGAUCCAUCGAUUAGUACUAAUACGUUUACUCGAGUCAAGAAAUGGUGGGAUUCAGUUCUAACACCUCCAUCUUCAUUAAUGAGUGUACCACAUACAUUCAAAACGAUUUCAGAAUCUGAUACAAGUAAUAGUGAGAUUGAUAUACCUGAUCAGGAUCUUCAUCCUAGACUUCAACCUACAGAAGAAGCACCAUUUAUUUUUAAUAAAUCUUCUACACUUUCUCCUUCUAUCAAUACACCUAUUGAAAAUUCUCCAUCUUAUCACAACACGCCUCAGAAGACUUUACCUAUACUUGAUCUUUCUGCUUUAAAAGUUAUCAAAAAGUCAAAACAAUCUAUUAAACCAAGUAGAUCUAAAGAAUCUAGCAAACCUAGUCAAUCAAAAUCCAUCAAGUCUCGGUCUUCGUCUCACCAAAAGCCUGAUUUAGAUCAUCCUCCUUUACUUGAACAUGCUCAUGGUCCAAGUGAAGAUGAAGCUGAUGAUGGUCAUAGUAUUUCAGGCGGAUUAGAUUCACCACUAGAACAUUUUCAUCCAUAUGGGUUACCACUUCAUUCACCAUCAGUUACAAGACCAUCAAACGAAACUUCUACUUCAGGAACUCCUAAUGCUAGAAUCGAUUCUUUUGCCAGACGAAUCAGACCCAAGAAAAACUCACCAAGACUAAGUCCACCUCAAUUAUUGAGUAGUCCAUUUCAAAGUGGAUCAUCACCCAGAUCGAUUUCAUAUCAAUCAGGUCUUACACCUACUAGUUCAUCACCUGGAAAGAUUCUUGUAUUGAAAAAACAAAAAAGAUCUUCAGGAACUUCAGAUCGACUUAGGUUUCCUUUACCUCCUGUUACUGAUCAUCAAAAAGAAAAGUUUGUGGAAGUUUUACCUACUGGGAUUGGUUCGAGUAGUGGUGCUUCUAGAACUACAGAAGAUGAAGAGAUCCUCUUUACUGGUAGACGUAAGAGUUCUAUUAGUCAUUUAGCUGGGGUUAGUGAAUUAGGUGUAGUUGAUACAAGUACUCAGAGUCAAAGACAAUGGACUCAAGAUGGAUCUUAUGUUUCAGAAGAUUUGUUUUAUGUCAGACCUAGAUUAGCUACUUUCAAAGAUGGUCGUUGGAUUACUAAUACUCCUAGUGAUGAAGGAAAACGUGAUCAUCAAGUUGGGAGUAGAUCUGGUGGCGAUGAUUUAGAUAUUAUGAUUACUCCUAAAGGAAACAAUUAUAAUAGAGAAAUGAUGAAGUCUACAAAAGAGUUUCCAAGUUUUAAUGAAAAUCGUAGAACAGUUAAUAGAUGUGUUUCAAGUAAUUGGAUCGAAGGUGGAAUUGGAAUUGGAAUUGGAAUUGGUGGAAUCAAAAGUUUUUUUAGAAGUUCUGGUCAUCGAGCUGUUUCACUUCCAAUCGAUAGACCUACAAUAGAAGAUUAUAGUUCAUCUUUUCUUGGUCAUGAUACCAAAGAUUUAAAAGUCCUUAAUCGAAAACUUUCACCACUUGAUCAAUUAAUGAAAAAAACUAGAAAACAAAGUCAAACUUUUAAAGAAAAUGAAAAUCGAACUUCUAAGAGUACUAUAACGACAGAUGAUGAUGAUGAUAGGAGUGUUUACGAUGAUGAUGAUGAUGAAAAUAGUUUUGACGAUGAUGAAAGUUCCAGAUUGUUGAGUCGACAAUCUCGUUAUUCUAGAGCUACUCUCGGACAACGAUUGGUUGUUGGAGAUGAUAUUUUAAGUUUGAAAGGAUCAUUACAAAAGAGUCAAAACGAAAGAAAUUUAAAUGAAAGGUUCAAAGAUUCAGAAGAAGAAACGCAAGCCAAUGACGAUACAGAAAUUGGAUUAAAAGAGGAGGAAAAAGUCAAGGAUAAAGGAAAAGAUAAAGUUAUUGAAGUUGGUGUUGAUAGAGAGGGAGAAUCUGAUCUCUCUUCGGCUAGUCUGUAUGGUACACCUCUUUGUAGAUCUCAUCAUAAGAAAUCUAGUGAUUAA
This is a messenger RNA of Melampsora larici-populina 98AG31, 2955 nucleotides long. RefSeq lists its product as uncharacterized. Lineage: Eukaryota; Fungi; Basidiomycota; Pucciniomycetes; Pucciniales; Melampsoraceae. The record is from RefSeq and is a predicted model, not a curated record. The transcript is spliced from 6 exons. Bases 1 to 2955 code for a protein of 984 amino acids.